AUGGCGGAAAACGAGGGACCAGUCAAUGUGGACGACUUGCCGACAGCUUUUCAAGUGAAAUAUUUGGGGCAGAGUGAGGCACGAGGCCUGUGGGGCAUCAAGCACACCAGGAAACCCGUCGACCUGAUGGUGGCCGCAGCGAAGGCUCUACCACCAGGUCAGAUCCUGCCCAUCGUGAGGCUGACCAUCAGCGUGGACGGCGUCCACCUGGAGACCGUGCCCGCGUCGAAGCGGGACGAGUUCGAGCACAUGUCGGUGUUCUUCAACAUCGAGGCCAUCUCGUACGGCGUGCAGGACCUCGUGUACACGCGGGUCUUCUCCAUGAUCAUCGUGAGGGACAGCGCGGACCCCAAGGGGCUCAACCCCUUCAUAUGCCACGCGUUCGUCUGCGAGUCCAGGAAUGCAGCGAGACGAUUAACUUAUUCAUUGGCAGCGGCUUUCCAAGAUUAUUCUAGAAGAGUGAAAGAGAUGCAAAAUGCACCCGAGUUGGACGAAAGGCCGCCCAACCUCAAGAAGCGGUUCGCAAUAGACCUGCGCACUCCUGAGGAGAUCGAGGCUGACUUCGAAACUGAGGCU
Molecule: messenger RNA, 576 nt
Organism: Iphiclides podalirius (scarce swallowtail)
Lineage: Eukaryota; Metazoa; Arthropoda; Insecta; Lepidoptera; Papilionidae
Source: the annotation of a GenBank genome assembly